Messenger RNA from Aegilops tauschii subsp. strangulata, 883 nucleotides. RefSeq names its product cytochrome c-type biogenesis CcmH-like mitochondrial protein. Lineage: Eukaryota; Viridiplantae; Streptophyta; Magnoliopsida; Poales; Poaceae. The record is from RefSeq and is a predicted model, not a curated record.
CCCACCCACGCCACAAAAGUUAAUACAGAUAACAUUAUCUUGUACCAUGGCUAGUGCGGAGGAUGUGAAGCAGCGGCAGGUUGUUGAGGACCGUGCAAGAAAUAUUAGCCACAAUGUACGGUGCACUGAGUGUGGCAGCCAGUCCAUUGAAGAUUCGCAAGCAGAUGUUGCAGUUCUCCUUAGAAGGUUAAUUCGUGAUGAAAUAAAAUCUGGAAAGAGUGACAAGGAGAUAUACAAAAAACUAGAAGAAGACUUUGGAGAAACAGUUCUAUAUGCCCCUAAAUUUGAUCUUCAAACUGCUGCCAUAUGGUUAUCGCCGGUGAUUGUGGGUGGCGUAGCAGCUGGUGUGUGGGCUUACCAAAAGCACAGGCAAAGGACCAAUGUUCACAUCAUGGCUCUGAACCUCGUCCGAGGGGUUCCCCUGACUCCAAGGGAGAAGGAGACGAUGAUCGACAUCCUCACGCCGCCUCCUCCAGCAAGAAGGUGGUGGUGGCCUCUCAAAUGAUGUUCUUUCAUGUCCUUAGAUGCGACAUAGGAUGAAUACUCAUUUCCAGUGGUAGCAUCAUACAAAAUGAUCUGGAUGGCUGAAAUUUAGUGCAUGAUUUCAAUGCACCUCUCACGCCCUGCUUGAAGCUUGGGCCAUGGAUUUUCUUUGGUUUUAAACGGAUGCUUGCGAUGCAUUGGGGGUCGAGGAUGUACUCCUAUGAACCAAGCUGUAGUACAUGCUGCCUGCCUUCUGUAUGUAGGCUGUGAAGUUGAAAAACAGCUGCUGUUGAAGUGUAGCUUCUUCCGAGGCGUGCUGUUUUUUUUUUUUUGAACUGACAAACACGUGGUGUCACUGCGUAUUUUAUCCCCAAAAUAAGCUGAAGUUUUUAAGUGAUGA